CGCGCGGUGGGCUGGGCCUCACGUCAGCGCAGAAAAAAGACAAGUUUUAAACUUUGACUGUUGUGGUGUGAAAUAUGAUUCAUUUAUUUAUGGAUAAAGUUUGAGUGUUUCUCUUGUUUUUGUUGCUGCCCGGAGUUAAUGAAUGGUAAUCUUGUAUUUAUGAUGGACACUUGUUGCAAAAGUAGCCGCUAGCUGCCUGUGUUAGCUCGUUAGCAUUGAAGCUAACGGUUCUGUUAGCCGAAGAAGAUCCGCUAAAACGGAGUUCGGCAAGUUCCAGGAGUAAGGAUCCGGGUCGCAGGGAGCUGGUGUUAGAAUGGGCACCAGAACUGGAGCCGGACGAGCGGGCAACGGAGUCAGACUGAACACGCCCGUACCGGGUCCAGUUCCAGCUGUGUCGACUGACGGUGCCCGGUUCGAAGACAGAGAGUACAGCACCGAAGUGGUUUUUAGCGGCUCGGAUCCAGAGUCCGACUCCGGGGAGGAGGAGGAUGGAGCCGGUCCAGGCGGGGACAGGAGAGGAGUGAAGCGGAGGAGGAGCGACAGGGAGGUCGGUCCGCAGGGAACCUCCGGAGGCCUGGUCGGAGCUUACGGCGGAGUGCCCGGAGCCAAACCCGGCAAGAAGACCCGAGGCCGGGUGAAGAUCAAGAUGGAGUUCAUCGACAACAAACUGAGGCGCUACACAACUUUUAGCAAAAGAAAGACUGGCAUUAUGAAGAAGGCGUACGAGCUGUCCACACUGACAGGAACUCAGGUGUUGCUCCUGGUUGCCAGUGAAACGGGUCAUGUGUACACAUUUGCCACCAGGAAGUUGCAGCCCAUGAUCACCUCAGAAACAGGGAAGGCUCUGAUCCAGACGUGCCUGAACUCUCCAGACUCUCCACCACGCUCUGACCCCUCCACUGAUCAAAGGAUGAGUGCCACAGGCUUUGAGGAGACUGAUCUCACUUACCAGGUGUCUGAAGCUGACGGAGGCUGUGACAUCACUAAGGAUAUGAUGAAACCAGCAUUCACCAUGGCCAAUGUACCUGCUGCCACCACGCCACCAAUUGCAGCCACCACCUCCUCCUCUUCCUCCUCUUGUACAUCCUCAGUGACCAUGCAGACCACCACCUCCUCUUGGCAGCCGACAUCUGCUGUCUCCUCGACUAAUGGCACAGUGCUGAAGACGUCAACUGGUGUUGUGCUUCCUGGAGGAUUCACCCUAAUGUCAGGUGCUUCACUGCCCCCUGGCACUCAUACCAUACCCCUCAGCCAGCUGCAAGGAGGACCACUGGCCAUCCAGGGCACCAUGGGCCCUGGUUCCUCUGCCACGGUGCAUGCCUCUCCCACUCAGCCCACAACACUGCUCCGCCUACCCGCUACCAUCUCCUUGUCAGCAGGAGGAGUUUCACAGCAGCUUCAGACCAUCCAGGUUCAGCCCAGCACUCAGCAGAUAUCGACCAAUCAGAGCAGCUCUGACAUUCAUAAUACAACCUCUUCCACAGCCAGUCUUCCCACCUCCGUCGUCUCCUCCGCCUCAGUGUCCGGGCACAUGAUGUACCCUAGUGGUCACACAGUGAUGUAUGCCACACCAACAUCAUCGCUUGGUGAUGGCAGCAUUGCUGUGCUCAACACCUUCCCUCCAACAGGCCAUGCCCCACCCCAUGACUCAGGCUCCGUCUCGCAGGUGUUCCUCACUUCGCUCCCUCCAGUCACCACUCAGAUCCCCGUGUCUGCAGUCCAACUCCACCCGAUGCUGAUCAGCCAGCAGGGCAACAGCACUAACAACCUGACAGAGCUCCAGGUUGUCAGCCUGGACGUCCAUCAAUCAAAGGACGACUAAUGAGCCUCUUUGAAGAUGAACACAUCGUUGACACACCGUUCAGAC
Molecule: messenger RNA, 1867 nt
Organism: Thalassophryne amazonica
Lineage: Eukaryota; Metazoa; Chordata; Actinopteri; Batrachoidiformes; Batrachoididae
Product: serum response factor-like
Exons: 8
Coding region: 314-1822 (502 amino acids)
Biological process (GO): positive regulation of transcription by RNA polymerase II
Molecular function (GO): DNA-binding transcription factor activity, RNA polymerase II-specific; protein dimerization activity; serum response element binding
Source: RefSeq, a predicted model, not a curated record